AUGCGUACGCUAAGCAUUAUAUCCAACAUUGCCAUCUUCUCGGUGACAUCAAUUUCAGCAUUAAAAUAUGGGCAAUUAUGUGAUUCCACGCCACUAUAUAGAGAAAGUUGGCAGUACGAUGACUCAUGUGCUGAUGUCUAUCUCUUUUGUGAUCCAAAAAGCAAUACAUGUAAUUACAAAGCAUGCUCCAAUACAGAUUACAUUGCCGGAUGGGACACCAACGUGAGGGAAUUUCCAGCAAGAUGCAAUGGAACGACUUUCUGUCCGGAUAACAGAUCGAAAUGUGAACCACAAGUUUCAGUAGGAUCUCAUUGUGAAGUCCAACGUGAUGAUGAAUGUUCAGGAACAGAUUCCAUUUGUUUAAAUUCCACAUGCUUCAUUAAAGGGGCACCUCUUGGAGGAAAUUGCGGCACGGAUAUUUCUACUUAUACUAGUUACGAUGCUGCCGGUGAUGCGAUACAACAAACCAUUAUUCGAGACAACUGCACAGACGGUACUUGGUGCUCUGGUUUCUUGUGUAUUCAAUCUAAAGAAGUGAAUGCAGCAUGCGAUCAGGAUAGAGAGUGUUUAUCAGGCACCUGUUCAAACAAUGGUAUCUGUAUAGUUGGACCCGAUGUGUUUCACAAGAUUGCCAACUGGCUAUGGGGCGUAUUGGCUACGGCAGUCGUUCUUUUUGUAGUCUUGGUGUUAUGUUUGUUAUGGAUUCUUCAUCGAUAUCAGUCAAAGCAAGAGCACGCCAAGAUUGUGCAGUUCUUUGGUGACAAUGAAGAGUUCUCCAAGUAUGCCAUGCUGAAUGAAGACGAUGGCUCGUCUUACCAUGAUUCCGACUCGUUGAGAGUGCCUACACCAUUCAGCAACCAACAACUCAAUGAUAGCCGCCAUAGUCUCGUUUACCUAACCACACCUGAUUACAACACCUCACACUCACUGACCAUCAAACCAAAGAACACAUCCUCGACUGGAUUGAAUACUAUGACACAAAACUCUCGCGCCUCAUCAACAAAUAAUGUAUCUAAUCUCUUUACCCGUGCACAUACUCCCGAUCCUCAACAAUAA
This is a messenger RNA of Mucor velutinosus, 1056 nucleotides long. RefSeq lists its product as uncharacterized. The coding region runs from base 1 to 1056 and encodes 351 amino acids. The record is from RefSeq and is a predicted model, not a curated record. The transcript has 5 exons. Lineage: Eukaryota; Fungi; Mucoromycota; Mucoromycetes; Mucorales; Mucoraceae.